Molecule: messenger RNA, 183 nt
Organism: Paramecium primaurelia
Lineage: Eukaryota; Ciliophora; Oligohymenophorea; Peniculida; Parameciidae
Source: the annotation of a GenBank genome assembly
AUGGGAUGUUCUAUAUAAAAACCAAAAUAAAAUCAAAGAAAUCAUUUAGAUUAGAUAGAAAGAUUAAUACAAUCAGACUGUUUGAGUAAUGAAUCAAAAUUUAUGAUUAAUAAUAAUCCAAUAAUAAAAAGAAGAAAUUGUAGUAAGGAAAAGAAAAAUCUUCAAGGAUCAUUGUAAAUUUGA